UGCAUAAUUUAUUGUAUUAUUUAUGCAUUUAGCACAGUGGUCUAGUCUUAUUUGUCAGGCCUCGUGUGACCCAUAUGUUUUAUCCAUACUAUACUAUGCGUACUAUACUAUCCCGAGUGUGUAGUACAGCAGUAUUGAGUGUGGUCUGAGUGCUGUCAGGUCUGUGUGCUUAUCCCUGCUUUCUGUUGGUUCCUGAGCGCGUGCGUCAGCCUCCAGUGCAACAGCAUAUGUCCUGAGGCACGUUCUAGUGGCGCUCAUAAGAAACAAGCGCACAUUCAACAGGUUAACCGAGACACAGCGGAUUCUCUCCUGACACUUUUAUUCACGUCAUUACAGGGGGGAAAAGAAAAAAAAACUAAAGCGGAAACCUGUUUAAAUGGACAAUUCGUCAAGUUGAUCUCCGGAUGCACAAUCUAACAACUUUUUUUUAUUAUUAUUAUUUUUUUACAUAAACUUUGUAGUCUUUAUUUUUAGUUUGCGCGCUGCUUCUUUGAAAGCAAGUCCGUCUUGAGUGCUUUUUGUUUGGUUUUUAUUUGAAAUCAUGGCGUUGAAAUGCACCGUUUUGGCGCACCUACUGCUCUUUUCGAUCAAAUGUGUACUUGCUCAUGAAGUGUCAGACUUUGUGUUGGAUGUCUCACCUGAUGAAGUCAGUGACAGCACGGAAAUGGACAGAGUUUCACAGCAUAUGUUCAAACUCUACGAGAAAUACAACAGGGAAUCGCACUGGCCAAAAAAUGCAAAUACUGUGAGGAGUUUUAAAGCCAAGCUUGAAAGCUUGGAACAACAAGUUUUAUAUCACCUAAAUCUAACUUUGCUUCAAGAUUCUGAGGCCGUUCUCAGCUCCACACUUCACUUCUUAUUUGACAAACGGCUACGCCAGAGGUCCUGGUUCUGCAAGCGCUUCCGCGGUCCUUACUGUCGCAUCCAGAACCUUCACUACUUACCUUCAUUUCAUCUUUUAUUCAGAAGUUUUUCGUGUGAUUCACAUUUGGGCUCAUUGCUUGGGAACAUCACUUUUUACCCACAUAGUAGAGGGAUAUGGCAAACCAAGGAUGUGUCUCAAAUCAUAAAGGAAGCAAGACUCAGGAAACAGGCCAUGAUAACACUGGAAUUUGACUAUGGCAAAAAAUAUCAGAGGUAUCAGGAUCGCUUGUCAGCCUUCAGCCAGCCAUACAUACUAGUGUAUGCCAAUGACCAAGCCAUUUCAGAGCCCAACAGUGUUUCCAUGAGCUUACAGAGGUAUGAUCCAUUCCCUGCAGAUGAGAAGCCCACUCAGUCUUCAAAAACCUCACCUGAUAUGCGGGUUAAAAGGGACUUGUAUUUUCCUGACCCUAUCCAGAACAAUGAACUUCCUGAGGUGGAGUAUAACAGCUUCAAGGAGCAUGAUAAGUGGGAAAGCACUUAUCUAGCACUGAAGCCAAAGCCUACUAAAAAGGAGCAGAGAAAGAAAGAUCAAGGGCAUGAUGAUGGACCGAACAAGUUACAGGUUCUUAGCUUUGAUGAGAAAACCAUGAAGAAAGCACGGAGGAGACAGUGGAGAGAGCCUCGCGUCUGUUCCAGGAGGUACCUGAAGGUGGAUUUUGCAGAUAUCGGCUGGAGUGAAUGGAUCUUGUCUCCUAAAUCCUUUGACGCCUACUACUGUGCAGGAACAUGUGAAUUUCCCAUGCCUAAGGUUGUUCGCCCUUCCAACCAUGCAACCAUUCAAAGUAUAGUGAAGACAGUUGGUAUCAUUCCAGGCAUCCCAGAGCCCUGUUGUGUACCUGAGAAAAUGAACCCUCUCAGCGUCCUCUUCCUGGACGAAGCCAAAAACAUUGUAUUAAAGAACUACCCUGAUAUGUCAGUGGAGACGUGUUCCUGUCGAUAGGCUCAAUGGAAUCACCACAUAUGUGGAGACACGGUCAUUUGUUGUGGUUACAACACCAAAACGAAAUGUGAAGAGACAUAUUGUCUAUUGCUGCCACAUACUGUACAGUGGACACUGCAAAGUUAUGUUGUUAAGGGCUUUACACACUCUGUGAAUUCGUUCGAAAUUACAGUUUUCCUUAUCAUGAGGGGGUUUUUUUUAUCUAUAAUGAUGAACUUUGUCUCUGAGAAAACAUUCUGUGUAAAUUAAUUAAGAGAUUGCAGUUCACUAGUUAAUGCAUUACUGCUUUUUGUACGAAAUAGAGUCUUUUUAUUGCAAAUGAUGGCAAACAGUAAAGAUUUUGUCAAAAUACUAUGUAGAGAUAUCCAGGUGGAAGCAGAUUAUAUUUAUAUUAUGCUUGGAUUAAAAAUAUCCAUAGUAGAAAACAGUCUAGAACUUCUAUUGUGCAACAAGACCAAGCACCAGGUAGUCAAAAUGCUUGGCAUUUAAGUUACCUUAAAUAGUGUAUAAACAUGUACCGCCUUCUGAACUGAGUUUUCAUGUCAAUAUGUAUCAUAUAACAUCAGCAGACACUCCACAGCUGGAGAUUCAGUUUUAAAACUAAUAAUGAGGCUUUGAAACCAGGCUUCGGUUUCAAGACUGUAAAGCAUUGAGCUAACAAUAAUCCACAAAAGUUUUCCUUGGAAUAUUUCCAAGUGGUUGUGUGUCAGAAGUAGACUACUCACCAAGGUCACCAAUGUGUUAAAUCAUCCUCAGACAGCUUGUGUUACUUUUAGAGACGUAAUCCCAGAGUUCAGAGACGCUAUAGGGGAUUACGAUUAUGAAUGGGAAUGUAUUAUCUCAUUAUCCAUGUCCACAUAACAGUAUUUAAUUGAUCUAAGUGUGAAAUAUUUGGGGUAAAUGUGUUUAUAUACAAAACAUAUAUGGUCAAUGUUUCAGUAUGAUAUGUGUUAGAAAAUGUAUUUUUGUACUUUUUUUUUGUUUGUUUUUUAAAUUAUGAACUGAAAUUAGUUAUAUGUAUAGUGAUAUAUAGAAUUUGAAAAAAAAUCCAAACUGUAUUUGUAAGAGUCUUGAUUUUGUAACAGUCCAUUGAUAUUUACAUUUAAAGACAGGUUCUAUUGAAAGGCUUUUGUUGUAAAGAUCUCUGAAUAACAUGUGAAGAGGGUCAACAGUGAUUGCUCUUUGAAAGCACCCUUCGCCACUUCAACAUCAAAGAAAAGGAUAGAUGAGUCCUCGCUUUGCCUAGUCGACGUUUCAAACCCACUUCAAGAGCACCAGGCCUUUGAGAGCAGGAUGUUAACAUUUUUCUCACAACAAAUGAUGUCACUCCUUUCAAACACACUCAAGACAUUGUCAUCCACAGCAGACCAGAAAAGCUAAUGAUUUAUUUGAACAUUAACCAGUUAGUCAGUGCUAUGAAUAAAAAAUUAAGAUGAAUUAGGGUCCCCCCCCCACCCCCCGUCAGCAGUUUUGGUUGAUUUCUAUUUCCAGAAUAUAUACAAUAUGUGGUAAUAUUUGUAUAAUGUGUCUGAUUCUUAUGAAUGCAUUUUAUAGAUUUAUGACUGUUAUAUGGCAGCAAGUUAAUGAUGUACAUUGCACUCUAAAUGCAGGCAAAUCAUUUAGGAAUCAUUUUGAAUGAUAGAUGCAAUGCAAAUAAUAACCAUCAGAAGAUGGCGAAAUAAUUAAUUUCAAAGGAUUUUAUUAUAUAUCCACAAGUUCGUCAUGUAGUUGGCAAUGACUUAGAAAUUGGCAUGUACAGCUUUUUAUUUUAUGAAAUCAAACAUAUGCUUAAUGGUAUAUAUUGUGUUGUGCUCUGAGGGUUUUAUUUUUAAUCAUAGUCCUUCUGCAAGAAAACACUACCCACUAAAACACUUAAAAUCAGUGUCAACUUUAGACAUGAUCCCAAAGAGGGAAUCCCCAGUCCCAGGUUCUACUUGGAACUGCUUUAAUAACAUUAUAUGUUUCAUCAGGAUGUAGAUACUAGGCAGUUGGUGAAUGCCAAUAUAUGAGGUCAAGCCAAUGAGAACUGAUCCUAACAGACAAGCAUUGUGUAUGAAUGGACAGAAGACAUUCUGAAUACAACUGAAACAUCUUAUUCCUCAUCUGAUUAGCAUUUCCUGCAGCCAGAUCACUAAUUAUGACAGUAUUAUGCUGGAAUUUUUCACACAUUUUCAACAGGCAACAUUGAGAACUUUGCAAAGGACGAAAGUUUGACUUUCCCAUGAACUCUCUCUCUCUCGCGCGCUCUCUCGCCCCCUCUCUCUCUCUCACUGAGAGAUGGUUCUACACCACUUGCAUAAUCUGCGUGUGACUCUGCUUCAAAAUGUAAUGCAGAGCUCCCUCCACAGGACUAUGAGUGUAUGUGUGUUUGUGGUCAAUAACUUAUUUAUAAUAUAAUUUUAAAUAAAAACAUGCAUU
Ictalurus furcatus (blue catfish) is the source of this 4282-nucleotide messenger RNA. RefSeq names its product growth differentiation factor 10a (gene gdf10a). Gene Ontology annotation, biological process: SMAD protein signal transduction; BMP signaling pathway. The record is from RefSeq and is a predicted model, not a curated record. The transcript is spliced from 3 exons. The coding region runs from base 542 to 1864 and encodes 440 amino acids. Gene Ontology annotation, cellular component: extracellular region. Gene Ontology annotation, molecular function: cytokine activity; growth factor activity. Lineage: Eukaryota; Metazoa; Chordata; Actinopteri; Siluriformes; Ictaluridae.